UAAAAUUUGACUAAAUCUGACGGAGGAGCUGUGGUGGUGAGAGGAAACGUCGGGAACUGCUUGGAACGGAAUCAGAAACUCCUUACGGAGCCGGAAACUGGAACGAAGUUCGGCGCUGGAGGUGAGCCGGAAACUGCUUGGAUCGGGCGCUGGAAACGAAGCUCGAUUCUUGUGUCUUCGGAUCUGUGUGCUGGAACAGGCAGAUCUGCUUGGAGCGGUGGUGCUGGAAAGGAUAGAGAAUAGCUACAAUGAGUAGGUUGUCAUUCAGGUCUCGUCCGAAAAUUGGAAAGGAUAGAGAAUAGCUACAAUGAGUAGGUUGUCAUUCAGGCCUCGUCCGCUUGACAUUCACAAGAAACUCCCUAUUGUCAAGUCUGUGAAAGAAUUGGAAGAUGACGAAACCCCCACUUCUACCCGCAAUUCCCAACUGCUUCGUCUUGCGGCCGAGGUAGAUAACGAGGUACAUCAAGUGCCUUGCAAGAAAUUGGCUCCUGAUAUACCCACUCCUCAGUUUGUUGUUGUUGAUACAUAUGAGAUAGACUACUCCCGCACUUUUAGCCAACCAACUUCUUACUUACGUGGCAGAGGAGCUCGGACAGAGCUUGGAGAGUUUGUUGAGUAUGACUUGGACAAUGAAGACGAGGAUUGGCUUCAGGACCUUAACAGAGAAAGAAAGAUGCUCACUCCUGAGAGAUUUGAGAGUUUCCUCUUCAAAUUGGAGGUAUUGGAUCACAAGGCUCGAGAAAGAGCUGGUAUAAUAACAACUACUCUUGGUUCACCUGUUCCUGUACUCCUACAACAUGAUAAUGCUAUUGAGGCUCUGCAAACUCAAGCAAUCAGACAUUCAGUUAUUGAAUCUGUUUACACUUAUUGGAAGGAAAAGCGUGAACGGUGGCAAAAGCCUAUAUUGCGGCGUUUGCAGCCGCCUCCACCUGUCAAUGAUACAAAUCCGUACAAUGUCUUUAGGCCAAGGGAGAAAGCCCAUAGACUUCACACAAGAAGGAUGCAACGGAGGGAAAACAAUGUGCAAUCUUUUGAGAAGCUUCGCCAGGUUAGGCGCAACCUGGAACAAGCUAAAACCUUAUUGGAGGCUUUAAUUAAGAGGGAAGAGAAAAAGAGAGAUCUGAUGGAAAGUGAUGUUGGCCUUCAGAGGGUUCAUUUGAAGUAUAAGCAUGAAACCGAACUUCUGGAAGAGAGCUUAGCACUUCCCAGGUUCUUACCCUUCUCUUGUAAGUUUGGUUCAAGCGAGGACGAAUUUAUGGAGUUGGAUGAUAUUGCAAUCAGUCGCCCCCCACGAAUACGAACUUCUGGAUCUUUCGUGGAGGCAAACACAAUUAUGUUCCCAACUGAAAGCGUGAAGCAAGAGUACAGGCAACAACAGUUGCCACAUGGAUGGCUUCACAAAAUGGAUCCACUGGAGCCAGUUUUGUUGUUUGCAAAACCUCUGAUUGCAGAGAAGUUGACAGCUGCAGCGAUAGUACCACCAUCAGAUUCUUCGACAAGGAGUAGUGUGUCAAUGGGUUCUCAUAAAUUCCGGGGAAGAAUUGGCCGGGGUGGCAGAAUAAUAUUUGACAGAUGGAAUCCAUUAUUGCAGACUGCUAUUGACUGCAGUAACUCGUACUAUUCACCACCAAAACAAGCGCAUAUAGCAUAUAAUUGAUAAGUCUGAUUUGAGAUCAUCUGUAUAACUGCCCCCAGAUUCUUUUGAUGUACAAACGCUAGAAAUUGUAUGUUAUAACGGCGUCAAAACGAGACUUGUUUUUCCUGACUUGAGAAUUAAUGUAAAAGCAAGCUCAGUCUGCAUGUAGCAGGUGUCUAAAACUGCUGCCCAAUUUCUUCUUCUUCCUCUCAUUAUAAGCUCAAAUGUGUAGAGGUGAGAGAUCGAACCAUCAACUUUUAAGAUACAAUUGAUGCUCUAAAAUUGGGUAUGCAA
This is a messenger RNA of Benincasa hispida (wax gourd), 1930 nucleotides long. Its product is annotated as Enhancer of polycomb-like transcription factor protein. The record is from RefSeq and is a predicted model, not a curated record. Gene Ontology annotation, cellular component: NuA4 histone acetyltransferase complex. Gene Ontology annotation, biological process: regulation of transcription by RNA polymerase II. Lineage: Eukaryota; Viridiplantae; Streptophyta; Magnoliopsida; Cucurbitales; Cucurbitaceae.